CAUUUCACAUACUUCGGCGUGCUCAUGACGUCUCCUUCUGUGCACGUCUCAAAAAAAGAAAUUGAGAUAUUAGCAUACAUUUCUGUGAUUGGCUGUAGCGUGUCUCUCUUUACUCUGAUCAUCACCGUUUUACUCUUCAUCACAAACAGGACGCUCAGAAAAGAUGUUUCUAUGAACAUCCACAUCAAUCUCGUCAUCGCCCUGAUCCUCCUCAACCUGCACUUCCUGCCCAGUCAGGCAGUGGCAGCACACCCCUCCACUUGGCUCUGUUUCUACAUGGCUCUUGCCCUUCACUACUCCCUGUUGGCCACUUUCACCUGGAUGGCCUUGGAGGGGUUCCACCUCUACCUUCUCUUAGUCAAAAUCUUUAACAUUUCUGUCAGCAGAUACAUUCUCAAACUCAGUGUGGUGGGAUGGGGUGUUCCUGCAGUCAUUGUGUCAGUGGUGGUUAUCACAGACAGAGGCUUUUAUGGCCAUGUCCCUCUAGACAGAUCAAACUAUGAUGACAUGAAAAUAUGCUAUAUAUCUAAUGAAACAGUGAAGGCGGUCACUACUACUGGACUGUUCACCAUGGUGUUCCUCUUUAACAUGAUCAUGUUUAUGGUGACAGUCAAACGUGUUUUGAAUGUUGGGUAUAACAAAGAGCUUCGCCACAAAAACGCCAAGCAAGCAAUUUUUCCCCUGCUGGGUGUCUGCGCUCUGCUCGGCAUUACCUGGGGCCUGGUCUUCUUCUCGUUCAGUAACCUGACCAACAUUUCCCUCUACCUUUUCUGUCUCCUGAACUCACUGCAAGCGAGCCCUGAUGCUGAGAAAUGUAUGAACUAUAAAGUCAACCUUUCAGGAACUGGAGGCUAUGCAAACACUAUCAAGGACUUGGAGAACAUAGAAAAGACUCUUGAGAACAUAAAUAUAAAUGCGACUAUAUCGAUAUCAUUUGGAAAUAUUGUGGCUCUCCUGUUUAUACCGACUGCUCCCUUCAAAAGCGUUACACUUCAUGCCAGUGACAGCCAAGCAGGCUUGAAGAAUGUCUCCAAUACGACAGUCAGUGUUGAACUCCCGGAAGAACUGAACCUUGGACCAACGAACAUGAUUGUGUUCUCCAACCUUAAGCUCCCUGAAACAAACAAGAGUGAUCCUGGAGCCUUAUUUGAAGUUUAUGAUAGACGAAUGAUAAUCCUGAGUGUGAAGGGCAAGAACAUAUCGGGACUUCGGCAACCUGUCAACAUCACCAUGAAAUUUAACCAGAAUAUAAUUCAAACCCAGAGACCCUCCUGUCAUUUCUUAAAUUUUUCAACAAACAAUUUUAGUACAGAUGGAUGCCACACCAUUUGGACACAUGAUCAGAGUAAUGUCACAUGUUCCUGUAACCAUUUCACAUACUUCGGUGUGCUCAUGGUUUCUGCUUCGUCUGGGGGGGAUGCUGUUCUUUCAAAAAAAGACAUGGAAAUACUAUCAUACAUUACAAUAAUUGGCUGUAGCUUUUCUCUUGUUGCCCUGGUCAUCACCGUUUUACUUUUCAUCACAAACAGGACACUCAGAGAAGAUCUUUCUAUGAACAUCCACAUCAAUCUCGUCAUCGCCCUGAUCCUCCUCAACCUGCACUUCCUGCCCAGUCAGGCAGUGGCAGCACACCCCUCCACUUGGCUCUGUUUCUACAUGGCUCUUGCCCUUCACUACUCCCUGUUGGCCACUUUCACCUGGAUGGCCUUGGAGGGGUUCCACCUCUACCUUCUCCUAGUUAAAAUCUUCAACAUUUCUGUCAGCAGAUACAUUUUCAAACUCAGUGUGGUGGGAUGGGGUGUUCCUGCAGUGAUUGUGUCAGUGGUGGUGAUCAUAGACAGAAGCUUUUAUGGCCAUGUCCUUCUAGACAAGUCAAACCAUGAUGACACUAAAAUAUGCUAUAUAUCGAAUGAAAUAGUGAAGGUGGUCACUACCACUGGACUGUUCACCAUGGUGUUCCUCUUUAACAUGACCAUGUUUAUGGUGACAGUCAAGCGUGUUUUGAAUGUUGGGUAUAACAAAGAGUUUGGGCAGCUUCACCAUAAACAGGUCAGGAAAGCAAUUUGCGCCCUGCUGGGUGUCAGCGUUCUGCUCGGGAUUACUUGGGGCCUGGUUUUCUUCUCAUUUGGUUACCUGACCACUGUUGCCCUCUACCUCUUCUGUGUUCUGAACUCCCUGCAAGGGUUCUUCAUCUUCCUGUGGUUUGUGAAGUCACUGAGAAAGGGUAAAAGCUCUGCCCCUAAGAUAAGCAGUGAAGCAACUUCCCCCAACAGAAAGCUUAACAAAAACUAACAGCUCAGGAACUGAGUUGUUGGAAUUUUUGUCUGAUAUUAUUAUUUCUGCUUUAGGUUGUUUACAGCGACUGAUUUUUUAAUUAUUUAAAUGAAUGUGAUAUUUGUGAAAUUUUUAAAGGCACUAUUUAAAUGUUAUGUUUGAUGCUUUGUGAUUAUAACAGACUCUACAUCCAGUGUAAAAUAGGGCACUUCUGGGAGUGAAAGUUAUAAAUGCUGAUAUGAUGCAUCUUCAUUCAUUUUGUGUGUGAACCAACUGCCAUUGGUUUCAGUAGCCUGAGUAAUUUUGAUACUGUCAUGCAGAUUACACCAUCACUGUUGUGUUUUGCUGUAUACUUAUAUCCUAUUUCAUGUGAUAUUUGAAAUAUCUUUCCU
This is a messenger RNA of Maylandia zebra (zebra mbuna), 2666 nucleotides long. Lineage: Eukaryota; Metazoa; Chordata; Actinopteri; Cichliformes; Cichlidae. The record is from RefSeq and is a predicted model, not a curated record.